Alternaria burnsii is the source of this 1281-nucleotide messenger RNA. RefSeq lists its product as uncharacterized. NCBI's taxonomy places the organism in Eukaryota, Fungi, Ascomycota, Dothideomycetes, Pleosporales, Pleosporaceae. The coding region runs from base 1 to 1281 and encodes 426 amino acids. The record is from RefSeq and is a predicted model, not a curated record. The transcript has a single exon.
AUGAUAUACGCACUCGGUGUCAGCCGAGAAUUGGAAACAGCUAUGUUUCAGGCUUGGCAACACGGAAAAGUCGCUGCUGAUCAUCUAGAGUUAGUAGGCAAGGCCGAGGGACCUUUUGGUUACACAAGUGAGGUUUACUACAAUAUUUAUGUGCCAGGCGGUGCACGCGUCAGCAGAAAAUAUGGCCCGCACAUCGGGUUGCUUGCCAAUGAAGGUCUUCCUGUAGACACCGAGAAGAUACUGAGGACGUUGGACUGGAUUCUGGUAGGCGAGGCGCCAGACAGCUCGCAAUGGCUCCGCGCUCGCCUCGCACAAGAUAAGCUAUUUCGAGUUAGAAGUCCGGAUAUGCAGUGCGAGCAGAGGUACAAGCAGGUAUUCUACAAGUACCAAGCCUUCAUCUUCGGAUUCUAUUAUCAGCUUCUGGGACAAAUCAUCUCUUUUGAGAACGCAUACACAGCCGACUUCUUCUACGGGAUAUGGGGCACACAUAGCACAUCAUUCCUAGCCAUGUGUACUCACCUCGGCCGAUGCUUAAGAAAAGACGAGAAAGCCACCAGAUCCCAAAUUCUGUAUAUACUCGCAGCAAUGUAUAACGGCCGUUGUAAAACUUUCUAUCCGAAUUCGACUCUUCCCAAGCUGGUCGGUGUCAUUGGGCAAAUCUCAGUGUUGACGCUACCCCUAAUCCGAAUCACGGAUGACCCAAAAGAGAUAUCAAAAAUCGCUCUUGUCGAUGUGCCGAUUGUCGAUCUGAUUGCAAACAGCGCUGAUGGAGAUCUCAUGGCAAGUGAAGGUGGAGGUCUGAGGUUUGAGUAUCCAAGUGAAAACGACCACGCCGUGGCGAUCACCCGACCGGCCAGUCCAGCGAGUAGAUGGACUGUGUAUCCAUGCAUGAGUACAGUGUUGAAUGGUGACAGGACUGAUGGCGUAGUAAUGGCAGCUAGAUGUGGGAAGAGGCUUGUCGGAUGGUUCAACCCGCUGGCUGCUGAUGUUUCAUUUCUGAGUUCAGCUUACGUGACCGAAUCGUAUAGCGAAGAGACAGUGGUUGCGUUUGAGGUGAGAGACGAACAUUGGGAGGCGGGCAAGAUUCUGCAACCAAACCCGAAUCAACCGGGGUCUGAGUUUGGCGUUGUGCGCUCUCAUGGCUCCUCUAGUAUGAGGUAUGCAGCUGCAGGUUUCUAUGCUGAGAGGGGUGAAGAGAUAGCGAUUGCUCGGACUGCCAGCGAAUUCUCUGGAGCGUUCGACAGGGUACAAGCACAAGACCAAGGGAUAGUCAUCGCAUAA